Panonychus citri (citrus red mite) is the source of this 5694-nucleotide messenger RNA. RefSeq lists its product as uncharacterized. The transcript is spliced from 7 exons. The record is from RefSeq and is a predicted model, not a curated record. The coding region runs from base 1811 to 5473 and encodes 1220 amino acids. Gene Ontology annotation, molecular function: protein binding; GTPase activator activity. Gene Ontology annotation, biological process: activation of GTPase activity; regulation of small GTPase mediated signal transduction. Lineage: Eukaryota; Metazoa; Arthropoda; Arachnida; Trombidiformes; Tetranychidae. Gene Ontology annotation, cellular component: cytoplasm.
CAAGUUAACUGUUAAUUUUUUUUUCUUCUAAAUUGUUAACUAAUUAUUUCCAAUUCAACUAAUUAAUUUAAUUCUGUUCUGUGUAAAAGAAAAGAAAAUAAUCUCUUGACCAGAUUGAAAAUUUCUUUUUUCAUUUGAGUCACUUUUCUCUAAAUCAUCAUCAUUAUCAUUUAGAAUAAAUUGAUUUCUACUAAUGAGAAUUAAUUUAUUUCCGUAGUUCUUAUUUUCCCGUUAAUUGUGAUUCUCUCUAAUAAUCCUAAGAUCAACAGGUAAGUCUAAAACCUGAAGUGAAUCUCUAUCGGUGAUAAAGAAAACCGACCAGUUGAUCGAGAGAAAAAUUUGUUUUCAUUUUAUUCUAUUCGAUUCUGUGAUUAGUGCUGGUACACUUGUGUUUUCUAUGAAUUAACACACAGAAAAUGUGUAAAGAAAUUUGAUCAACCCAUCGUUCACUUGUUGAUUAAUUAAUUCUCAUCAAAUCUACUCAAACCGACUCUCUCUCUCUCGCUCUCUCUGUGAAUAUAUAAUUUAUCUCUGGUUCCUUCUGGUUUUACAUUGGUUUCCUUCUGUAUGGAGAAUUGUAUGUUUUCAAUGGUGUAACUCAACUGAGAUUGAUCACUUCCAUUCGAGAUUAAUGAACGCAUCCUCUCUUCCUUUUCCAAUAUAUAAUAUAUAGCGAAUGAAUAAAUGUAAUCAUUGCCAUUACCAUCAUCAUCUCCAUGAAAAAAAAAUCAAAAUUCGCUUGUGUUUAUGUGCUAAUCUUCAUCUAAAUCGUAACCAACACGCUCACUAAUCUCCAUCAUCAUCUUCAUCUCUGUGAGUUUUUCUCAUCCAUUGUGAGGUUACAUCUGAAUUACAAGAUAGAGAAAAACCGAGAAGCUCAAUUUAAAUUACAAAUUGAUCCACAAUCAACUGUUUCCUCUUGCACUUCUUUGGUUACCAAUUGAUUCAGCCUUGGUGUUUUCGGUGAACAAUUUCAAUUCUCUCUCUCUCUCUCUCUCUCUCUCCUUUCUUUUUCCAUGAUUUCAGUUCUUAUUGUUUCUCUGAGCGAUAAAAAAAUCCUCCAUCACCACACUACUCAUUCUAUGGUCAAUUUAACCAGGAUUGUUUUUCCUAAUCAUGUUACAAUGUAAAGGAAAACAACAAACCUUGAUAACGAAAACUGAAUCUUCCCUGAGUGUCGACAUAAUCACCACCAUCAUCACCACCUCAGUUCAUUUUGUCAAUGGAGAGGAAGAAGAAGAUAAUGUUGAUGGAGAAAGGAAGAGAUGAAGAUGAGAGCUUCGUUUUCUUUUAUUCUAAAAUUGUUUUCUUCAUCUUCUUCCUCAGUGAUUCUUUUGGUUAAUCUUCUCAUCCACACUGUAGAUAGUGUUUACAAUCAAUUUGACUAUUUGAUUAAGAACAAAAUGUUUCACCAAUCAACUGUUUCUCAUCAUUGGACCAAAUUAAGACAAUUAUGUUUGAGCUUUGGUUAACCAAACGAAAACAAAUCAAAAAUCUCUGUUAAUUUAUUGUGAUCAAUGUUUCCAUUUGUAAAUCCCUUGUAAUAACAAAUCAACAAUUUCCUUUUAUUACUACAAUUAUUCUGGCACAAGAAGACAAAUAAUUUUCUGAUUAACAUAAAUAAUUUAUCUAAUUGUCACAAUUAGAUAUCAUCAGAAUCACCAUCACCAUCUUCAUAAUCAUCAUCACAAAUCAAGUUAAUUUUGGACAACAACAACAACAAGAUCAUCGUCAUCAUUAAUCUGAAUCAGUAUUAAACCGUCUCAACUCUUUCUUUUUACUUUUAAUUGUAAUUAAAUUAAACCAAAUCAUGGUUUCUCUCUGUUUUAUCUGCGAGCUUCCAAUUUUACCUCAUCAAACCUGGUCAACCUGGAAAGAGUUGGGCAGUAACCUACUGACCGCCGCUGGAACCACAGCAUCACCAGGAAGUUAUGUUAAUAAUUUGUACCAUGAAGAUUGUUUAAUUUGUUCAGUUUGUGGCAUUCGUUUGGAACAAAAUAAUUCAAAUUGUGCCAAAAGAUAUGGUAAUAAGGUUUAUUGUCCAUUACACUUUUCAGAUAUAUCGGGAAUUGGAACCGGCGGAGAAGAGUUCAUGGCCAAAUUGAAGGAUUUUAAACGGCAAAGUUUGGGUUAUGCUGAGGCUCGAAGGAAAAGUAGUACCACUCUCUCAUUUCCGAUUCCCGUUCAGGCCUGUCCAGGGUCACCCUAUUGUUCAGGUUAUCCUCAUGGUAUUAAACCGACCUCAUCCUAUUGGAUUGAAUGUUGUGGAACACCAAACUUUACUGGUCCACCAGGUAGUUACAUUAACCAACAGCAACAGGCAUUACAACAACAGCAACAACAACAACAACAGUCGUCACAACAAUUACAAUCAUCAUCAUCAUCACAACCCCAGUUAAUAAUACAACAAGCCUCAUCUUCAACAGGUGAUUUCUCAAUGGGUGAUAAAUCAGAUAAUCCAUGUUCAUCUUCAUUGCUUGAUUGUAAAGAACCUAAAGAAGGUGAAAAUCUUUUACUCGGAAUUCCCACCAUGAUACCUCGGAGUAACACUUCCUCGGAGGGUUUUAAUGUCAGUCGAUUGGAGAGACAAGACACAUCCAAAUCAACCAACGAUAUGUGUCCCUACGGUCGAUUACAACCACCGACGAUUCAAGUGAUCGAAUCACAAACACCAAUGACCAAAGAUGACAUUGAGCUUUAUCGUAAACAGCCCAACAUUGUCAUAACGCAAGCUCACUCAACUUCACCACCUCCAUCUCCUCCUGCUCCUCCAAAAGGUGAACCUGAACCUUUACCAUCAACAAAUCAACCUCAGAGUAAAUCAGAGGAUCCAUAUGAACUUAUCUCCUUCCAAGAGGAAAUCUACGAAAAGCAUUAUUAUGGUAAAGAACAUUGGAAUUAUUUUACCAACGAUGAAGGUCUUGGUCCCGUUAUAUUGAGUCUUAAACAGGAAAGUGCCGCUGGUCGGGAUCAAUUUCGAAUUCUUCUUAGAACAGUUUCCUAUUCUUUACAUGGUCUGGUUCCUGCGAGUUCGAUUUGUGCUGAUCGUUAUGAUCGAGAAGCGGUGGUCAAAGCUCUUGGUGACGAAGCUGGACUUAAACCAUCCCUUAGCCUUGGGCAACUUCCAUCUAUACCUGAUGAAUUAAUCAAAUUGGAUCAAGUUUUCGUUAAAUCUGAACUUAAGGUCGGAAUAAUUUAUAUCAAAAAGGGUCAAACUUCGGAAGAGGUUAUUUUAGGGAAUAGGGAAGAGUCACCUCGGUUUGCUGAGUUUCUCGAAAUUCUCGGAGACAGGAUAAGGUUAAAAGGUUUCGAUAAAUAUAAAGGUGGCCUAGAUACUGUUCACGAUCUGACAGGAACCGAAUCAGUCUACACUAAUUGGAAAAAUAUUGAAAUUAUGUUCCAUGUGUCCACUAUGCUUCCCCACGAGGAGAACGAUCCUCAAAAGUUACAAAAGAAACGACAUAUUGGAAAUGAUAUUGUUUGUGUUGCCUUCAUAGAAGCCGAUGAUACCCCUUUUUGGCCUGGUUGUAUCAAAUCCCAUUUUCUACAUGCAUUCAUAGUCGUUCGAACAACACCUAAGCCUCUCGCUGAGGACGAAGUGAGAAAAUACUCAAUCAGUGUUGUCUGUCGAGACGAAGUCUCUGCUUACAAACCCUAUUUAUGGCACGAAUCGACAUUCGAAAAGGGACCACAUUUAAGAGAUUGGCUCUUAACUAAGAUCGUCAAUGGAGAGAGAGCGAGUUAUUCUGCUCCAAAAUUUGCACGAAUGCAGGAUCGAACUCGAAGUCAAAUGCUUGAAGAUCUUGUUACCAAUUUAGCGAAUCAUCUUGCAACCGGACAAAUUCCCAAACCAUAUCGCCGAGGUUCAUGGAGACCUAUUGGUCACAUGAGACCUUCUAGUCCACUUUUAGACUCUGUACGUGAUCUUUUUGAAGGUUACGAUCAACUGGCCAAAGAUUUUAGUAGUGCUUUCAACAAUAAUGCUAAAAUGAUUUGUGAUGUCGCAUUUAACGUGAUGGGUAAUCCCGGAAAUGGUUGUCAUGAAACACAGAUCAGACGAAUUUAUGGAGUCCGAGCAAUUUUGGCCAUUCGAAGUCGGGUUUUUCUUGAAAUGUUGUAUGGCUUCAGUCCACCAGGAACCGUUAAUCCAUCAUCCGCCCAAAUGAACAACCCUGGUGGCUCAAUUAAUCCAACCAUGGGAGGAAUUGGAAGUAACUCUUUAUCACCUUUAAUACCUGGAAGCUCAUCAAGUGGUGUUGGUAUAAGUAGUUCAUCAUCUUCAGGGAUUGGUUCCUCGACCAUCAAUCCAUCUCUGACCACCAUUACUGGACAUCAGCCACUUGGACCAAGUAACUCCCUUAAUAAGAAUCAAUCAUCAUCACCUGAAAAACCUCGAACCACUCGAAAAAGUAGCAUCACUGCCAGUACAAUUCAUAAAAUCUCACAAAUCCCCAAGAUAAUUCAUCCAUCAGAAUCGAAAAGUAAACGUAAAGAAUCAACCAUAUCAAACUUUUCGAAUGCCUCAGCAUCCAAAACACCGACUUACCUUACGGUUCCUGGAGCCUCAUCUCUGGGUGGAAGUUUUCGUGCCGCUUUCUCGAGGUUAGUGUCCGGUUCUUGGGCGGGUUGGGGAAGCAAAAAUCGAAACGAUUCAAUUAAAAGAUGGCAAAGCGAAUCAAUUUAUGGUCGCACUGAUUUAAAUAUCGAUCCAUCUAAAAUCCCGAGUCUCUCGGUGUGUGCUGAUAUCGCUAAAAUUGAUAGAAAUAAAUUAGCCCAAACUGAGUUUACGAUAAUUGAAUUUGAUGGCAACACUUUUCAACUUCUCAUUGAAUAUCUUCAUUCGGGCUCAUGUCCACUGACCUGUGAUACGAUUCCUGGUUUAAUUUGUGCAGCGGAACAUUUUGAUCUACCCGAUUUACUCCAAGCUUGUUUCCAUCAUGCAAAAACUCAUCUUCGUCUUAGUUGUGUACCCGCGAUGUUAAAUCAAUUGGAAAACUAUUAUUGGAGAUACAAUUCAGCGACCCAAUUGGUUAAUACAAUAUUAAAAUUUGUCGAUCCUCGAGUCGGUAAAUUUUUCUCUCGCAGUGAAUUUUUAACUCUCAGUGAAACCAUGAUAACUAAUAUACUCUCUCGACCUGGACUUGACCUGACGGAGAUUCAGAAAUUUCAAAUAAUGUACCAAUGGGCAGUUAAUAAAGUGUUAAACAGUGAUCCAAACCAUCCAACAAUUUUAGUGACCAAAGAAAAUGUUAACAACCACAAUUUACCUCCGACCAAAUUUACCGAAUUAAAAGCGAUCAUGAGUAGAUUAACGAGAGAUGUUAAAUUUCACAAAAUGGCUCCACAAGAUAUAAUUAAGAUCGUACUUCCAUCUAAAACAAUUACUCAUGAUAAAAUAUUGGCCACUUUACUUUACCAAGCCGAUCGAGGAUUAUACCGAGAUUCAACCAAGUACACUCAAUUUGGCAGUUGAUUGUGAUAUAUAAUCAUUAUAUAGAUAUUUAUGUAUUAAUUUAAUUGUUAUCCUUCAAUUUCCUCAACAUAAUAUAAUAUCUAAUUCUCAUAUUGAUUCACUUUAACCAAUGUAAAAAUCAAAUCUCUCUCUCUCUCUCUACAAAACUGUUUACAUUUCCAAGUCAACAAAUGUUCAGUAUCAAAAAUAUUUCCAAUACAUUUCAUCAAAUGUCAACAAGA